UUCAAUAAAUUGAGGCCUAUCGACAACCAUCUAGGCCCAAACCCAAUAAAUCCUUAAACGGCAUCGUCCCAUCUUUCUUCUCCAACUAUAAUAUUCAAGCCGCACUGAUUCUAACGGAUCAUGGAGAGCUACAUUGAAAUGCCGUCGUCAGAUCCUCCUCCACUAUCAGGAACCACACCGUGGGGGAAUAAGGUUGCGGACAAGGUUCUGUCGCUCUACAAGUCGCUACCGAAGAAAGGAAAGCCUCAGGGUCGCGAAGUUACGGUCUUAGCUGCAUUUCUCGUCUCCUCUCCUUCUCAAGACUUGGAAGUUGUUUCAUUGGGAACCGGCACCAAAUGUAUUGGGCGAUCCCUCUUGAGUUCCCGCGGUGAUGUUGUCAACGACUCUCAUGCCGAAAUUGUUGCUCGAAGAGCUUUGUUAAGGUUCUUUUAUGCACAAAUUCAGUCUCUUGUAGAAUACUACAGUAAGGACAAGCGUGAUGAUGGAAGCAACGCAGUGCAAGGUGGUAAAGUCGAAAACUUGCUUUUCCAAUUCGACCCUGAUGGUCUAGGACAAGGAAAAUUCAAAAUGAGGAAGGGUUGGGAAUUGCAUCUGUACAUAUCACAGCUACCAUGCGGGAAUGCUUCAUCCAGUUCACUAUUAUCUCCCCUUUUAUUAAGAGAAGGGGAUUCCCAAUCAUCCAUGGCCGAGACAAAGAGUUCCAUAAAUGGGGAGGCUUUGGUAGAGCAUAAUGGUGCUGCUUCACGAGUCACUGACACGGUCCAAAGGAAACCAGGUCGAGGUGAUACAACAUCAUCAGUCAGUUGCUCUGACAAGAUAUCCAGAUGGAAUGUUGUUGGAAUUCAAGGUUUGUCAUUUGAUAGGAAGUGUAAGAAAAGCAGGGCUAGACUUAUCUCAUUGCCAGCAAACAUCAGUGACGUUAUGUUACAUUGUUGUAAGAAGUUAUUUUUAGGAGCUCUUCUUUCCCACUUUCUGCAACCUGUUUACCUCUCUUCCAUUACUGUUGGGAAAUCCCCUAAUUAUAGUUUUGUGGAAGAUCGCUUGAAGAGAGCUUUAUAUGAUCGGGUUCUACCUCUCUCAAAUGAAUUGACAAGUCCUUUUCGGGUGAACCAGCCAUUAUUUUUUGAAGUUCCAACACCACCAAAGGAGUUCCAACAUUCUGAGACUGCUUUGGCUACUUUAACAUGCGGGUAUUCAAUAAGUUGGAAUAAAUGUGGCUUGCAUGAAGUCAUUCUUGGAACCACUGGAAGAAAGCAGGGUACAUCUUCCAAAGGGGCAUGCUUUCCAUCUACGGAGUCAUCUUUAUGCAAAAAGCGGUUACUGGAUAUUUUCUUGUCACUGAGGUCUGAAUUAUCUACCAACCCAUCCAAUGACAUUUCUUAUCGUGAAUUCAAGGAAAUGGCUCGAGAGUACAAUUCGGCUUCAAAAUUUCUUAAAGAAAUGCCGACUUUCUGCAAUUGGCUAUCAAAACCCCUUAAUUGCGAGGCCUUCUUUGUUAUGAGAUAGUAAGCUUAGGUAUGAUAAUAAGUAAAAUGAAGAUGUGGUCAUCGAGGGAAAAAUAAAUAGGUAAGUUAUUUUGUAAUUUUUAAAUAGUAGAUGAUUUCUACUUUCUAAAUAAUUGGAUCCUAAGAUCUAUUGGAUCUUUUGGCUCUAUACCAAGUUGAAAGAUUGUAGAAAUAACAUGGAGUGAAUGAUUAUUUUAUUAAGUAUAUUGUAAACGUCUAUAUAUACAUUUAGUCA
Molecule: messenger RNA, 1740 nt
Organism: Ziziphus jujuba (common jujube)
Lineage: Eukaryota; Viridiplantae; Streptophyta; Magnoliopsida; Rosales; Rhamnaceae
Product: tRNA-specific adenosine deaminase TAD1
Exons: 11
Coding region: 121-1506 (461 amino acids)
Biological process (GO): adenosine to inosine editing; RNA processing
Cellular component (GO): nucleolus; cytoplasm
Molecular function (GO): tRNA-specific adenosine deaminase activity; double-stranded RNA adenosine deaminase activity; double-stranded RNA binding
Source: RefSeq, a predicted model, not a curated record